Messenger RNA from Oncorhynchus nerka (sockeye salmon), 3783 nucleotides. Its product is annotated as ensconsin-like. The record is from RefSeq and is a predicted model, not a curated record. The transcript has 17 exons. Bases 451 to 2934 code for a protein of 827 amino acids. Gene Ontology annotation, biological process: microtubule cytoskeleton organization. NCBI's taxonomy places the organism in Eukaryota, Metazoa, Chordata, Actinopteri, Salmoniformes, Salmonidae. Gene Ontology annotation, cellular component: microtubule cytoskeleton.
ACCGUGCAGCAGCCAGCCCCAGAGAAAGGAGGAUCGAGCUUUUCACUAAAGCUAUAUAGCAUCCAUGUCUCUAAUAUAGCUUGUGAAGGACCCUCAUAGAAACUGGGAGAGAGGAAAACCUUUUAUAUUCUCACAGAUUUUUCUCAGUGUUAUUUGGAUUAUGCAUAUCUGCAUUCCACUUCACUGGACCUGGAUGCAGGAUCUAGCCAGGCAGAAUCCAGCAAGUCAGCUGGUCCUAUCAGUUUACCCCAAAGGGGCUUUUUUCCUCCCUUUUUCUCUUCUAUUUGUUUGAAAUGCCCAGAUAAGCAAGCAGCUGAAGCAAGAGGCAGUCGGUCAGCUGCAUAGUGAGCACAGGGGACCAGGACGACCGCCGGUACAGUACAGGCAUCUUAAAAUAGAAAUAUAAAAGGAGGAGAGGAGGAGGAGAGUGUUGUGUGGCAGAGCUGUGGUAUGCCCUGCUCUGUGCCUAGCAGUAGCAUGGCCGUGAUACAGGAGAAACAGAGGGAGACCCCCAGCAAGAAGCCAGUAUCCCAAGAAGACAGAAAGGGGCUUUCUACCAGAGACAAUCAAGACAACCAGAAGGACAGCAGAUCCGGGAGACAGGGAGAAAAAGGCAAUGACGACAUGAAGCCCCGUAAUUCAGAGAAGAGGAGAGCAGUCAUAUGUGUCCCUGCCUCCCUCAAAUCAGCUGUGAUCAGUAACAACACAAGUAGCCAUGGAAACCCAGCAGGCCCACAGGCACUGAAGGUUGAUGAGAGACUGAGACUAGCGAAAGAGCGGAGGGAGGAGCAUGAGAAACAACUUGUGUCCAGAGAGCUGGGCUGGUUGGCUCGAGAGGAGAGGGCCAGGCGUCUCUAUGAACAACAGCUGGAGGAGAGGAAGAGGAGGCUACAGGAGCAGAGAGAGAAGGAGGAGAAGAGGAGGACUGCUCUGGAGCGGAGGGAGGAGCAUCAGAAACAGCUUGUUUCCAGAGAGCUGGGCCGGUUGGCUCGAGAGGAGCGGGCCAUGCGUCACUAUGAGCAGCAGAUGGAGGAGAGGAAGAGAAGGCUUCAGGAGCAGAGAGAGAAGGAGGCGAGGAGGCGCACCGCCGUGGAGGAGAAGAGGAGGCAGAGAAUGAAGGAGGAAUCAGAGCGCUAUGAGUCUGUGGUGAAGAAGACCUUGGAGAAGAGCCAGAGGAUUAAGCAGAGACUCGGCCAGGGCUCUCGAGGAAGGAAGACCGACAACAAGAGCGCUCCUCGCCGCUCCCCCCUGACUGCCUGGGAGAGGGCUCUGGUCAGUCGCCUCCUCACCCCGACCUGCUCCUACCUAGCCAGGAGCAGGAGUCAUAAUUGUCAGUCAAGAGAAGAAGAAGUUUCAUGCCACUCCAUACCUGCCACUGCCACCAACUCUCACAAAUCACCACGCCGCUCUGGCACAACUGACCACCACCUGGUGCAGGCAGACCUCCGGACAGACUACCGGGCUGACUACCGGUCUAUCAUCCAGGCAAACUACCAGGUAGCCACCUCCCCCAGUCCCAGCCGUACAAGCCAUAGAUCCAUCAAUGCGGCACAGUUAAAAGCAGCACAACAGGAGGAAAAUGAGAGGACGGCCAGGAGGAAUACUCAGCAGCCUCACAUACCCAAUGCUCCCUUGAAAGCAUUACCCACAAACCCACUACCCAACACUGGCGUGAAAGUGUUACCCACAAACCCACAGUGCAGCGCAGCAGUGCCCUCCCCAGAACGCAAACCUGUGAUCAGACACACAGCUGUGAUCAGACAGCCCCUAUCACAGCAGUUAGAGCUGGAACUGGACCCUGUACCAGAGGAGGACACUGUUCCAGUCCCCGACCCUACCCUCUCCCCUGGUAACUCACAGGCCAGCCAGACCAUCUCUCCUGGGGCUCCAGUCCCCGACCCUAACCUCUCCCCUGGCAACUCACAGGCCAGCCAGACCAUCUCUCCUGGGGCUCCAGUCCCCGACUCUAACCUCUCUCCUGGUAACUCACAGGCCAGCCAGACCAUCUCUCCUGGGGCUCCAGUCCCCAACCCUACCCUGUCCCCUGGGAACUCACGGCCCAUCAGGACCCCAGCUGCAGUGUGGGACCAGGUCCAACCAUUCCUACACUCCCCAGAACCUCAGACUCAGAGAGAAACCACACUUAGUACUGAAGGCAGUGCAGAGGAGGGUUUGGAUCUGAAAGUGAAAGCCCUCCCUCCUGGAGCCACUCCCAGCCCAAGGCCCUCUGCUGGCACCAUGGACCCAGAGGAGGCCUCGCGUCUCCUGGCCGAGAAGAGGAGAGAGGCCCGCCUGAAGAGAGAGAGAGAGGAGGAGGAAAGCCUGCGCAGGGAGGAGUUUGAGAGGCGAGGCAGAGAGGAGCUGGAACGCAGGAGGGUAGAGCAGCGAGCACGGCUAGAGGCUGAGGCCAAGUGGCUGGUAGAGGAGAGGAAGAGGAGGGAGGAAGAGGAGCAGAAACAUGCAGAGGAGGAGAGAGCCAGUGCAGAAGAAGAGAAAGCCCUCAGAGCCAUGCAGGAAGCUGCUCUCCUCCAGAAACAGAGAGAGGAGGAGGAGACCCAGGCCAGGGAGAAGGCAGAGCAGCAGAGGCUGGAGAGAGAAAAACACUUCCAGGAGGAGGAGGAACAACGACAGGAGAGAAAAAAGCGACUGGAGUUGAUCAUGAGGAGAACUAGGAAAGAAAAGCCUAUCCUGAAUGGGAACUCAAACGGUAACUCCUCCUCUCCAGAGGAAGCCCAACCAAAAGAGAACACUGAACCUGUUAAGAAUAGCAAAGGCACUUUAGAAGAGGUCGGGACAGGGACCAAGCCGUCCAAGUUAGGUCUGUGUGACACAGAAGACAUGGUUCCUGUUGUGGCCUUCAAAGAACGCAGGUCCCUGAGAACUCUGACAGGCAUGGAGGAGAUCCAGUCCCAUCAGCGAGCAGAAGUUAUCUGAGUAUCGUACAGAUCAAAGAGGGGAGACAACCCAUCCAAGAAUCUUUCCACAGCUGUGGUGUUUUUUUCCUUUCAUCAACAAAGAAAAAAAUAACUGCAGUCUUUUUCCUGUCCUGCACUUUGAGAGAGCGCAUGUGAUGUGAAACCAACGCACACUCCUUUUCCCUGGAGGACUUUCCUAUCUUGGAGUCGAUCACCACCAUUUGGUCACGUUUCUCUUUAAUCCAAAGUGGCACGAGCUGCAUGUGGUAUCACUAUCUACAUUCUACCACACUUGACAUGGGAGCUUGUUUGUUCAGUGUUUCUGCAAUGACUGUCUUAUCUAGUCUAAAUGAGGGCUCAGGCCGCAUAGCUGUAGAUUUAAACUGUGAUUAAAAAAUUAAUUUGCUUCGGUGGGAGUCAGCAAUCGAUUGUGAAAAGAUGUAUUCUCUCUCUGUUUCACAAUUCAUGACUGAUGUUUUUAGUCAUGUGCUUUAGCUUAUUCCCGAAGCGUUGACUAAAGCACUUUGCCUUGCAGAUAGUAGGAUAGUUUGUGUGUUGGAACUUGUGUACUAGUCUCAGAAUAAAAGCUUUAGUUUUGAGUUCAAAUAAAGAUCACUUUGUCUGACUUUCCCUAUUUUUGUGGAAUAUAUAAAUCUGCUAUGGAACUUAUUUUCAGAAUAGUUACAGUACAUGUGUGGUUUAUAGUACUAUACUCACUCGUGGUUGACCACUUGCAAAGUGUUUUGGCAGUCCCCUUCUUGGAAAUUGUGCAAUCAUUUUAGAAAACAAAUUAUAAAAAGAGUCUGAAGUGUAAAAUGUAAGCCUGUUUAUUAAAAUGUACAAAAGUGUAAAAACAAAUAAAGAAAUU